This is a messenger RNA of Filobasidium floriforme, 647 nucleotides long. RefSeq lists its product as uncharacterized. Lineage: Eukaryota; Fungi; Basidiomycota; Tremellomycetes; Filobasidiales; Filobasidiaceae. The record is from RefSeq and is a predicted model, not a curated record. The coding region runs from base 27 to 497 and encodes 156 amino acids. The transcript has 3 exons.
CCUGUACUCAUCCACUAUACUCCAAAAUGUCUCCCAUAGUCCGCUUCAAGGACUUUUUCCGAAAAGUAUACUACAUCAAACCUCCCGCUUCGCCCAUGUCUCAAGGCAGGGUUGACGAAGAACAUGCUCUCCAAUCGACCAAGACCGAUGUCGAAUCGCCGCCCGCCUCUCCCAGUAUCACCGACGAUCAGCUUCAGAGAUGGUGGACAUCCGCCUGGAUCCUCCAGAUCUUCUCGGAGAUCCUCGCUAUAAGCAACAUCAUGGACCUCUGCAACAAGUGCGGUUGGACCGUCAUUUGGUGUUUACUGCUCCAAUUCUGGGUCGGUUUCACGGUUUUCUGGUAUAUGGCAUGUCUACGGCACGAACUACUCGACAAAGCCGCCAAGGGUCAAUGCUGCGCUUGCACUCGCUGGAGGUUCAGUUGCAUGGUCUUGUUAUCGGUGCUCGUGCAGUUGUAUAUCGGCUUCUGUAUGAGGGGCGAAGCGUUUAGGCAAUAAAGCAACGCGAAAGUCGAAGCGUUUAAGCAAUGAAACAACGAGAAACUCGGAACGAGCCAGAGCUCCCCGCACACCUCUAUACAACACCAUACCACUCUGUACUCGACGCGGCGACUUUACGAAAUGAAAGACGAAUCCAUGAUGCGCCUC